AAAUAAAUAUAUUUAACAUGCCGCCCCUCUCUUUCUUCUCUAUGUAACAUGCCUGCCUAUGAAUGAACCCCCGCACGAUUAUUAAAGCUCCUCCCCCCUCCUCGCCUCCCAACCACCGCCGCCAUGUCGAUCGCUCCCACCUCUUAAACCCUAACCCGAACCCUAACCCCCCUCUCUCUCUCUCUCUCUCUCUCUCUCUCUCUCUCUCUCUCUCACUCUCUCUCUAAUCCGCUAAUCUGAUCCGAUCUAAUCAGGGUUCGGGUUCGGGUUCGGGUUCGGGUUCGGGUUCAUGGGGUCUCGCCAUCGCCGCCGCCAUUCUCCGGCGCCGGCUCCGCCUUCGGCGGCGCGGAGGGGGUGGGUGGCGAUCAGGGUUGGGGCGGAGGGGGAGGAGCGGCGGCGGUUCGUGGUGCCGGUGGGGUUCGUGAACCACCCGCUGUUCGCGGGGCUGCUGAGGGAGGCGGAGGAGGAGUUCGGCUUCCAGCACGACGGCGCCCUCACCCUCCCCUGCCGCCUCGACCACUUCCGCCGCGUCCACGCCGCCAUCCACCGCCACCUCCCCCUCCCC
Ananas comosus (pineapple) is the source of this 565-nucleotide messenger RNA. RefSeq names its product auxin-responsive protein SAUR32-like. The transcript has a single exon. NCBI's taxonomy places the organism in Eukaryota, Viridiplantae, Streptophyta, Magnoliopsida, Poales, Bromeliaceae. The annotation marks the transcript as partial. Gene Ontology annotation, biological process: response to auxin. The record is from RefSeq and is a predicted model, not a curated record.